Messenger RNA from Striga hermonthica, 1401 nucleotides. The record is from the annotation of a GenBank genome assembly. Lineage: Eukaryota; Viridiplantae; Streptophyta; Magnoliopsida; Lamiales; Orobanchaceae.
AUGGCGAUGAGGGUUGCUUUGAAAUUCGGGAAAGAGUGCUGUAUGCAUAGGAAUAAGGUUAAAUUCAACGAUUAUUUCAGGCAUUGCUUCUGCACUACUGCUUCAGUUGGCGCCGCUAGCACUCCAUCCAAAAUUCCCAAAAAAGUUCCUCAUUUUUCGAAGAAGGGUAGAUUAUUUACUGGAGCUGCUAUAGGGCUACUCAUAGGUGGAGGUGCAUAUGCAAGUACUGUAGAUGAAGCGACUUUCUGUGGCUGGCUAUUCUCUGCAACAAAACUAGUGAAUCCUUUGUUUGCAUUUCUCGACCCAGAGGUGGCCCACCGACUGGCAGUAUCUGCUGCAGCCCGUGGGUGGGUCCCGAUUGAGAAAAGGGCCGACCCGCAAAUAUUGGAACUCAAAGUUUGGGGAAGGAGGUUUUCCAAUCCAAUUGGUCUUUCUGCUGGUUUCGACAAAAAUGCUGAGGCUGUCGAAGGCUUGCUUGGGUUAGGUUUUGGUUUUGUGGAGGUUGGGUCAGUCACUCCAGUUCCGCAGGAGGGCAAUCCAAAGCCUCGUAUAUUUAGAUUGAGAAAGGAAGGUGCCAUCAUCAAUAGAUGUGGCUUCAAUAGCGAAGGGAUUGUUGCUGUAGCUAAGCGGUUGGGCGCCCAACAUGGUAAAAGGAAGAUGGAAACAUCGAGCAGCUCAUCUUUCACUGAAGAGGAGGUCAUACAUGGAGGGAAAGCAGGUCCUGGUAUUCUUGGGGUUAAUCUAGGAAAAAAUAAGACAAGCGAGGAUGCUGCAGCUGAUUAUGUGCAAGGAGUUCACACUUUGUCACAGUAUGCCGAUUACUUGGUUAUCAAUAUUUCAUCCCCCAACACUCCGGGACUGCGGCAACUUCAGGGUAGAAAACAAUUAAAAGACAUUGUGAAAAAGGUUCAAGCUGCUCGUGAUGAAAUGCAAUGGGGGGAGGAAGGCCCACCACCUUUGCUUGUGAAAAUUGCUCCAGACUUGUCUAAACAGGAUCUCGAAGAUAUUGCGGCAGUAUGCACAUAUAACUUCUCUCUUUCCUUUUUAAUCAUCAUAUCAAACACAACUAUUCAGAGACCAGAUGCCGUAAGCCAAAAUCCAGUGGCUGAGGAAACUGGAGGCUUGAGUGGAAAACCACUCUUUAACUUGUCCACAAAUAUACUCAAGGACAUGUAUAGUCUUACAAAGGGAAGAAUUCCUUUGAUUGGAUGUGGAGGUGUGAGCAGUGGGGAGGACGCGUACAAGAAAAUACGAGCAGGGGCAAUUCUUGUUCAGUUAUAUACUGCUUUUGCUUAUGGAGGACCUGCCCUUAUACCUCAGAUAAAGAAUGAACUCGCCGAAUGCUUAGAGAGAGACGGUUUCAAGUCUAUUUAUGAAGCAGUUGGAGCCGAUUGCCGAUGA